GGAAUUAUACUUGCGUAUCUGACAAGAAAAGGAGAUAUGUAAGGGGGCGUCAUACCGCUCCUCCUCUCCUGAUCCUCUCCUACGCUACCAUCAAGAUUCUCGGGCGUGGUACAGCUAGUCAAAUAUCUCAACAGUAUCUUGCAUCUCAUCACAUCUCCGCAGUAAGGGCACGAAAGGAGUGAUAGAUUGGAUACACUAACACGGCAUAAGCCGUAAGAUCUCCCCAGAUACUGUAUCAAGACACCAGUCUAGUAUCCCAUGCCAGAGUUUGUGGCCAUCACUUCUAAUACUAUCUUUUUAGAAUCGUCUUCUUUGAUUCAAACUAAUCCAUCUGAUUCAAAAUGGGCGAUACCAGCAACACCAACUGGAAUGAUGAGACUGGAAUUGGCGGUGCGGCUUUAUAUGAUUUAAGGAGAGCUAGGAGACGGCUGGAUACUCUCGCUGGCAAACCCAAGUGGGAUCUCAGCGACACAGAGGAUUUUGAUUGCAUGCACUAUCUAGGCGAUGCUGCCCUGGAAAAAGCAUGCCGGACAUUGGGCAUGGAACGUGGACAGACAGUUGUCGACAUCGGUUCAGGCUUCAGCGCCACCGGCCGCUAUUUGCACAAGCGGUGUGGCGUUGAAGUCACGGGCAUCGAGCUACAGCCCGAAAUUCACCAGCUCGCCGAGAUGAUCACCGAGCGAAACGGUCUCGCAGGAGGUGUGCGCUCAGUUAACGCAGACUUUACAAAGCUCACAGUGGAUAACCCUGUGGACUACGUUGUCUCGUUCCUAUGCAUUCUACACAUCCCUGACAGGGACACCCUGUUCCAAAAAGCAGCCAGUGCCCUGAAGCUAGGAGGUAAAAUCUACAUUGAGGAUUAUUUCGCUCGAACGGCGCUCAGCAAGGAGGUUGGAGACCAAUUGCGCGACAUUGUGUCUUGUCCUUACCUACCGAGCCGUGACCAGUACAUAGCCGAUCUGAGAAAGGCAGGAUUUCACAACAUUCAGUUUGAGGAAGUCUCAGAAGAAUGGGCCAAGUUUGUGCACGAAAGAGCAGUCGGCAAUCGACAAAGAGGGACAGGCGAGGCACCACUUACUCUAUUCUACGAUACGGUUGACGCAUUGUUUGCCGGUCGUGAGCUCGGGGGUGUGUGCAUUACGGCCACCAAAGCAUAAGAUUUGGAAUCGUUAAAUUGAUUCGGGGAGGGGAUUGCAUUCAAUACACCGGUUUUAUUAUCCAAACACCCCAGCUGUAGCUAAAGCCAUAAACUACUACGAUUACAUAUACCUACACUAGUAUCCUACUGCCUCUACUGCCUCUACUGCUGUUUAUUAUUCUUAUGUUUUCUAUUUUAGUUAAAUAUUCUCAUGUAUGGACUUACUGCUUCGCUGGGUGACGGCUAGGUUGCUAGAUAAUGAAAC
Trichoderma asperellum CBS 433.97 is the source of this 1403-nucleotide messenger RNA. The record is from RefSeq and is a predicted model, not a curated record. NCBI's taxonomy places the organism in Eukaryota, Fungi, Ascomycota, Sordariomycetes, Hypocreales, Hypocreaceae.